AUGUUUCUUCCAUUGCUGCUGCUGAUCUGCUCUCUCUCUUCAGCUCAGAUUCAAGCCUUCGAGUCUGACAAUGAACUUGGAGUAAAUUUAAGACAAACUGAGGUGACAGGAGGAGAAGCAGGAAAUGUCUCUGAGCAACAACCAACGUGUACGCAGGAUCUCCAUGCAGUGCUGAGGGAGAUGAGCGGCGUGUUGGCUGGACUGAAGGUUGAGAUGAGAUACUUGCAGCGUGAUAAUACAGAACAAGCUAAAAAGACCAGAGAAUUGGAGCAGCAGUACCAAGCACAAUCAGCUAAGGUGAAUCAACUGGAGUCACAAAAGACGGAGCUGAAGCAACAGUACCAAGAGCAGGCAGCUAAGCUGGCAGAACAGGCGGCUAAACUGGCAGAACAGGCAGCUAAACUGGCAGAACAGGCAGCUGAACUGCUCACCAUUAAAGCCAGAGCAAACACAACAGAAAACCAUGUGAACACUCUGACAAGAGAAGGAGAAGAACAAGCAGCAAGGCAGAGAGAACUGGAGUCACAAAAGACGGAGCUGAAGCAACAGUACCAAGAGCAGGCAGCUAAGCUGGCAGAACAGGCAGCUGAACUGCUCACCAUUAAAGUCAGAGCAAACACAACAGAAAACCAUGUGAACACUCUGACAAGAGAAGGAGAAGUGAAACGAGUGGCUUUCUCAGCGUCUUUGAUCACUUCUGGUGAAGAAACUAUUGGACCAUUUAACGCACACACCAACCUGAUCUUCAGAAACGUUGUUUCAAAUGUUGGAAAUGCCUAUAACCCAAACACAGGCUUUUUCAUAGCCCCGGUGAGAGCAGCCUACCACUUUGAGUUCUACAUUCAUGGAGGUGGACAUCCUUCACAUGGUACUGGUGCUGCGCUGGUCAAGAAUGGAGACCAUGUUGUUCUUGCCUAUGAACAUCAGACUUCAUUUUCUGUUAAUCCUGCUAAUGGUGUCACUUUGUUAUUAGAGGUUGGAGAUGUUGUGUUUUUACGUCAGUGGGUAAACACAAGGAUUUACGACAGUCAUAAUCACCAUACUACCUUUAGUGGCCAGCUUCUUUUCACAUUGUGAGAGUUCUUCAGUUCACUGAUACUCAUGCAGUUUAUUAUCAGAAUGUAUCUUUGUAUUUCAGUUUUCUAAUUGAUGUAAACACAGUCUUGCUAUUAAAGUUUUAUCUUCAGCUG
Molecule: messenger RNA, 1190 nt
Organism: Cololabis saira (Pacific saury)
Lineage: Eukaryota; Metazoa; Chordata; Actinopteri; Beloniformes; Belonidae
Exons: 8
Coding region: 1-1077 (358 amino acids)
Molecular function (GO): protein binding
Source: RefSeq, a predicted model, not a curated record